Sturnus vulgaris (Common starling) is the source of this 594-nucleotide messenger RNA. RefSeq names its product gallinacin-12-like. The record is from RefSeq and is a predicted model, not a curated record. Lineage: Eukaryota; Metazoa; Chordata; Aves; Passeriformes; Sturnidae.
ACUCUGGGGACUGGAAUAUAAUCAACUCCUCCCCUCUUCCACGGAUGCCAUCCAGCAUGCCAGCAGCUCACAGAGGCUUCUGUGAAAUCUCACUCCCAGCCCUGGGAUUUUCCAGCAGAGCCAAAGGAAUGGGGAUCCUUGUGCUUGUUUUUAUGAUCAUCUCCCUGACCCAGCACGGAGAUGCUCAUGGACCAGAGAGCUGCAGCCACGGAGGGGGCUUGUGCCGAAUGGGAGCCUGUGCUUCUGGUGAAUACCUGGCUCAGUACUGCUUUGAACCCAUCAUUCUCUGCUGUAAAAAUCUGUCACCAGUCACCACAGAGAGCUGAAGGUUUCCAAAGGAGCACAUGGAGAGCUGCAGGCUCCACUGGCAAGGCACAGCCAGCUGUUGGGAAGGAGAUUUUGUAGUUUCUGGGACUGUUGCUCCCCUGGGAGAAUAUGGCUGUGGAUUCACUCAUGAACUCCUGAACAUUUUGGUUUUGUUGUAACUUUUUAGGAAACACUGUGACAAGAAGAAACAGGUACAACCCAAACUGUUUGUCACCCUUUUGAGAGUCUGAAUGUUAUCUGACAUGCACAGGUGAAAAAUUGCCUUUC